AUGAACAGUAUAUGGUUCAGCAGGAUUUACUACGUUUUUGGAUUCUUGGCCUUGGUGUUUGUGAUUUUGAUUGUGACAUGUUCCGAAGUGGCAGUUCUCAUGUGUUAUUUCCAUUUGUGUGCCGAGGAUUAUUACUGGCCCUGGAGAGCCUUCCUAACAGCCGGCGCGAGUGGAUACUAUGUAUUUUUGUACAGCAUCAUCUACUAUAUCCAGAGAUUGACCAUUGAUAAUUUCCCUUCCGCCGUGUUGUACUUUGGAUGGUCCCUCGUCAUGUCCUUGCUAUUUUCGAUUUUGACGGGGACGGUUGGGUACUUUGCUGCAUUAGUGUUUGUCCGAAAGAUUUUUGCGAGUAUCAAGGUGGAUUAG
Messenger RNA from Spizellomyces punctatus DAOM BR117, 366 nucleotides. RefSeq lists its product as uncharacterized. Gene Ontology annotation, cellular component: membrane. The transcript is spliced from 3 exons. The record is from RefSeq and is a predicted model, not a curated record. Lineage: Eukaryota; Fungi; Chytridiomycota; Chytridiomycetes; Spizellomycetales; Spizellomycetaceae. Gene Ontology annotation, biological process: vacuolar transport; protein localization to membrane. The coding region runs from base 1 to 366 and encodes 121 amino acids.